UUUUCAAUAAGGUCAAGAGGAAAACAACUGCUGAAAGUGUGAUUCAGUGCAGUGGCCCAGGAGUGGAUGAAAAAAAAAGCAAUUUAAUGCAUGCUUUUAAGGAAGUAUAAUGUGGAGUCAGACCUACGCGGAAGGUGGCCAUUACUCGGUUUGGAUCCGGCUUUCAGAGCCCCCCAACAAUCCCACCUGCACUCACACUGUGGAUAAAAGUCCAAGAAAUGCAUAUCUGCCGCUUCUGGCAGCAGCUCUCCUACUGGCCCUGAUCGCUCUCUUAUUUGUUUUGGUACCCUACAUCCACAGGAGGCGUUGCACUUCAAAGUUUAUCAAGACCAUUUGUUGCCAAGGCCCACAGUACUCAGUGGACGAUCAGGAUGGAGGAAACUCUGGCGAGGCUGAGGCCAACGCCGCUAAAGAUAAACCGACACGUCUGCGCUCGCUGGACACUUUCCGAGGGUUUGCCCUGACAGUGAUGGUUUUUGUGAACUAUGGUGGAGGUGGCUACUGGUUCUUUCAGCAUGCACCGUGGAAUGGUCUAACUGUGGCAGAUCUUGUCAUGCCAUGGUUUGUGUUCAUCAUCGGGACGUCAGUAGUUCUGGGUUUCAGAUCCUUGCAGAGGAAAGGUGUUGGUCGCGUGCAGCUGCUGCGCAAACUCACCUGGAGAACGCUGGUCCUCCUGCUGCUCGGCUUCUGCUUCCUCAACUACUCUCCCAGAGACGGACCGUUGUCCUGGUCCUGGCUGAGGGUCCCUGGAGUCCUGCAGCGUCUGGGCUUCACCUACUUCGUGCUGUCUCUCAUGCAGACCUUCUGGAGCCGGAGAGAAAUCCCACUGAGGGCGUUUCGCUGGUGGAGCCCCGUCCAGGACGUCAUCCUGUAUUGGCCCGAGUGGCUGUUCAUCAUCCUGCUGGAGACGGUGUGGCUGUGCAUCACCUUCCUCAUGCCUGUGCCCGACUGCCCCACAGGUUAUCUGGGGGCUGGAGGGAUUGGUGAUGAAGGUCUGUACCCGAACUGUACCGGCGGUGCAGCAGGAUACAUUGAUAGGUUGAUGUUUGGUGACAACAUGUACAGAUAUCCCACAUGCAGGGAAAUGUAUCAGACGACGCAGCCCUUCGACCCAGAGGGGGUUCUGGGUACAAUCAACUCCAUUGUCAUGGGAUUCAUGGGGAUGCAAGCGGGGAAAAUCCUAAUUUUCUUCAAGGGAGAGAAUUUCCGAAUCCUCUGUCGGUUCCUGGUCUGGGCCGUCAUCCUGGGAAUCUCUGCAGCCAUCCUUUCUAAGUGCACGCGAGACGGAGGAUUUAUACCUGUCAAUAAAAACCUAUGGUCUCUGUCCUACGUGACGUGUAUGGGCUGUUUCUCCUUCCUACUGCUGGGAGCCAUGUACUUUGUCAUAGAUAUCAAGGGGUGGUGGAGUGGACAGCCAUUCAUAUACCCAGGGAUGAACUCUAUCUUUGUGUAUGUGGGCCACUCACUCCUGGGCUUCUACUUUCCAUUCAGCUGGGAGAUGCGUUUCCAGGAGAGCCACUGGGAGUUUCUGUUCCAGGGCCUGUGGGGAACAUCACUCUGGGUGCUCGUCGCCUACCAGCUCUACAGGAAGAAAUUCUUCCUCAAAAUCUAAUUCAAGCAUGGUCAUCCAACCCUCUGUCCCCUCUCAUUCCUUGCAUGCCAUUGUCUUAUUUUC
Molecule: messenger RNA, 1675 nt
Organism: Myripristis murdjan (pinecone soldierfish)
Lineage: Eukaryota; Metazoa; Chordata; Actinopteri; Holocentriformes; Holocentridae
Product: heparan-alpha-glucosaminide N-acetyltransferase
Exons: 16
Coding region: 110-1612 (500 amino acids)
Source: RefSeq, a predicted model, not a curated record